Messenger RNA from Adineta steineri, 2400 nucleotides. Lineage: Eukaryota; Metazoa; Rotifera; Eurotatoria; Adinetida; Adinetidae. The record is from the annotation of a GenBank genome assembly.
AUGGCUACAGGUAAAUUAUUAAAUGAAGGACGACCAGAUCUUCUUUCAAACAAAGAAGAUAUUCAGUUGAUUUGGCUUGAUGGAAAUAUGACUGAUUCUGAUGAUUAUCUUCUCACUCAAUCAAUGUUAAUUCAACUCAAUCCAGCUGUUCAGUUUUAUUCUCAUUUUCAUCGAUGUCUCGAUUUUAUCAAAUCAAUCAAAGACGAACAAAUCUUUCUUAUUGUUUCAGGUGCUUUUGUACAACGUAUUCUUUUACAAACUCAUCGUUGUCGAUCUUUGAUUGCUAUAUUUAUCUUUUGUUCAAACCAUCAACGUUAUAAACCAUUAAUGAAAGAAUAUAAUAAAAUUACUGGAAUAUUUACUAAACAACAUGAUUUAUUAGAAGCAAUCAAAGAAAAAAUGAAUUUUGUUGAAAAACAAACAUUAUCAUUUAGUCUUUUUGAUCAAAAACAAAAAUCAAUGAAAGAUUUAUCGCAAGAAUCAGCAUCAUUUCUAUUACAUCAAAUGUUAGUUUAUAUUCUAAAACAAAUGUCACAAGAUCAACAAUCAAAAAAACAAAUGCUUAAUAUGUGCCGUGAUUAUUACAAUCAGAAUAAACAAGAACUAAAGAAGAUUGAAGAAUUUCAAAAUACUUAUACUCAUGACAAAGCAAUUGAAUGGUACACAGAUGAAUGUUUUCUUUAUAAACUACUAAAUAAAGCACUUCGAACUGAAGAUAUUGAAUUACUCUUUACUUUUCGAUUCUUUAUUAUUGAUUUAUGUUCAGUUAUUGAGCAAGAAAAUCAACUUUUGAAAAAGCAAGGAACAUUAACUUUAUAUCGUGGAACAAAAAUUCCAAAUGAAGAAUUAAAAAAAAUAAAAGAAAAUAUUGGUAAAACUAUUUCAACAAAUGGAUUUUUAUCAACAUCACGAAAUAUCAAUGUAUCACUUGGAUUUAUUCAUAACAAUCCUCCAUUAAAUGAUUUUACAUCAGUUCUAUUUGAAAUUAAAACAAAUUCAUUAUUGAAAACAGUGAUUUUUACUGAUGUUGGAAAUAAAAGUCGAAUAGAGGGUGAAGAAGAAGUUCUUUUUAAUCUCAAUUCACUCUUUAAGAUUGUUUCUGUCUGUUUUGAUCCUAAACUUAAUAUAUGGAAGGUACUACUAAAUGCAACUGAUGAAGGUGCAGAAAAAGUAGACGAAUAUCUUGCAUUUUCGAAACAACAAAUGGAAGAAUAUUCACCACUUAUUUAUUUUGGCCGACUUCUCUUGAAUGAACUAGGUCAAGUAGAUCGUGCAGGAAAAUAUUUUAAUAUGCUAUUGAAAUCACUUCCAGAUGAUCAUCCUGAUCUUGCAGCUGUUUAUAAUCAUAUUGGUAUAGUACAUAAUAGGAGAAAAGAAUUGAAUUUGGCAUUGAAAAACUUCGAGAUAGCUUAUGAGAUCCGUCAAAAACAACUACCUUCAAAUCAUCCUCACAUUGCUGGCUCACUCAAUAAUAUUGGUCUUAUUUAUAAUGGGAAAGGUGAUUUUAAUACAGCACUCGAUUAUUAUCAACAGGCUUUGAGAGUUUACGACGACUUAUAUCCUGGUAAUAAUCUACAAAAAGCAGGCACAAUUAGAAAUAUUGGGGUAGUAUACAAGGAUAAAGAAGAUUUCGAUACGGCUCUUACUUAUCUGUCUCGUGCUCUCGAGAUGUAUAAACAUGUUCUCCCUCAUCAACACUCUGAGAUAGCACGAUGUCUCGGUUCAAUAGGAUAUACUUAUCAGAAGAAAGGUAAUUUAGAUAUUGCUCUCGAUUAUUAUCAACAACGAUUAAAUAUGGACGAACAAUGUUUACCUUUCGACCACUCAGAUCUUUCAUUUGAUCUCGAUUUGAUCAUUGAUACUUAUAAAAAAAUGAAUGAAAUUGACAAAGCCUUACACUUGUGUCAACAAAAGCUUGUUAUUGAAAAAAUUAGAUUGCCUGAAAAUCAUCCUCGUAUUGCUCGAAUAUUAAUGAUCAUGGCUGAUUUAAUUAAGGACGACAAUCACAAUGAAGCAUUACAAUACUAUGAACAAGCUCUAUCUGUAUUGGAGAAUUGCACACCAUUAGAUCAUCAACUCACUUCUCAAUGUUUGACAUCAAUGGCUCGUUUAUAUUCCAAUUAUGAUAUGAUGGAAGAUGCAUUACGAUGUGACCUUAAAGCGCUUGAAAUUGAUUCUCAAACGUUGUCUUCUGAUCACAUUUACAUCGCAAACAGUUUAAGAAACAUUGGCCUAGAUUAUAAAAAAAUGAACAACUUAUCUGAAGCACUUCGUUAUUUCAAUGAAAGUCUUUCAAUCUAUCAAGUUAAUUAUGGACCAAAACAUGAGAUGGUGAAGAGAUGUGAAGCAGACAUUGCCACAUUGAAGAACAAUAAAAAAAAUUCAAGCAAUAAGAAAUAG